Messenger RNA from Nicotiana tabacum (common tobacco), 1181 nucleotides. The record is from RefSeq and is a predicted model, not a curated record. Lineage: Eukaryota; Viridiplantae; Streptophyta; Magnoliopsida; Solanales; Solanaceae.
GGGAAGUAACGAACGGCUACUUGGGACCACCACUCUCUUCUUUUCUCCUCAAUUCACUGCAAGAAAUUCAAUAAUUUGUCUACUUUCCUGCUAAUGAUCACUCUGUUUUUCCACCAAAAAAUGAACCCCAUUGUCCCUUUUAACUCUCCAUAGUACACACUCUACAUUGUUAAAGGCAAAUACCCUUUUUUUUUUUUUUAUCCCAGAAAGUUUCCUUCUUUUUCCGUUUUAUCUUAACUUUCUCCCUUUUUUAUCAAGCUCACAUUUUUGGGUUUUAGUCUGGGUUGUGAGUGGCUGUGAUGAUGGUGAAGAAGCUCUGCUGCUUUCAGUAUUUUGUUGUUUGUAGUCUCCUCUUAGCUGUUGUGGUUUCCUCCGAGUACCAUGGGAAUUCUGCAAAUGACCUUGUUGAUAUCAUCAACAAGAACAGAACUACACAAAAGCUUCCUCAACUUAGUAAUAGUCCUGGACUUGGGUGCAUAGCCUUACAAUAUGCAGAGGAAUGUAUGGGGAAUUGCACUUCUAACAACAGUGUAAAUUGUCAGCCUCCAGAAGACGACUUCACUGAAGUUUUUGCACCAAACUGUGGUGUCGAGCUACCCACCUUUGGAACCAUAUCUGGCUACAUACUUGGCUGUCAACACAAAUAUCUUGAGCCAUCAGAAGCCUUCUCAAAUGCACUUGUUCAUGACAAAAGGACUCUUUCUCUUUUGAGGAAUAAAACUCAUACUGAAGUUGGAGUUGGUAUUAUCAAAGCUCACAAGCACAAUGGACCUUACUUAUGGUGUGUUCUGUUUAGUAGUAGCCAGAGAAAUACCACAUUCGUACUUGAUGAUCUUGGUGAGGGGAUUAAGCAGAAGAAAGGGUGUUAUAGUGGAAACAGCUUCCCUUGCAGCAGAGCGCAUAGAGAUGAAGGACUUUUAUCGAACAAAACUUGGAUUUUGGUUUUGUUCUGUAUUAUCCACUUUCAACAAUUCCUUUUCAAACUGUUUUGACAAAACAAUGUCUGCACUCAGCUAAAAUUUUGUCAUGCAUUCUGCUGAAUCAACCAUGGAAACCCAUUCAUGAUACUGAAUUUUGGAAUUAGUGUUCUCUUUUUCUGCAUGAAACAUAGUGAACAUACAGAUUGUCAAGAGACAACAUACCGAUCAAAGCAUUGCAAUAAAUUUGCUUGUUUUAUCUCA